Molecule: messenger RNA, 4194 nt
Organism: Mya arenaria
Lineage: Eukaryota; Metazoa; Mollusca; Bivalvia; Myida; Myidae
Product: GTP-binding protein RAD-like
Exons: 4
Coding region: 226-1341 (371 amino acids)
Cellular component (GO): plasma membrane
Molecular function (GO): calcium channel regulator activity; GTPase activity; GTP binding
Source: RefSeq, a predicted model, not a curated record
CCUAUUUCGUUGACAGUGCCAUUCUGGCGUCGGCAUAUAAACAUGGUUUGAUUUGAUUUUCGCCAAUGGUUAGUGAAUUAGCGUUUUGUCUGUGGACAUCUGAUUCAAUAUAUGAUGUCGGAAUUGUUUCGGAUUAAAUAAGGAAAUAGACGUACAAAAUUUAAUUAUUUAUUUAUAGUAUUAGUUUCAUAGUCGUGUUGUGAGAACCAAAAGGAAUAAUUCAAAAUGAAUUUUGGAACCGCUCAAAUAAUGCUCAGACUUCCCGACGACUCAAAUGGGCCGGUUGGCAAACACCGAUGCCCAAGCCCACUGCUGGGAUCAUCAAACAAUCUAAACAUUAUGCCAAUGAAUAGAAAAAGGGCUUCGUCUUUUAAAAAGCCACGAGAAAAAAACCUCGACAUGUUUCUAAGCAACGAUAUGCGCCCAAGGACCAGUAGUAUGCCUUCAAGAAAUGCCUUCAAGCGAUCACACGAACAACUACUCCAAAAAACUUUACUUGGUUUAAACAUUGAGCCAGAAUUAGAGACCUACACAGUUCGAGAAUUUGAAAUGAACUCAAAAGGCGUAAUUGUCCACAGGAGCGACUCAAUGCGGUCGCGAAGCACAAACAGCGUAAUGUCGUCGGAGGGGGACUUUUGUCCAAUAUCACCCACGUCCCGAACAUCAAGUUCAUUGUCACGUGACAGUGUAGCACCCAGUCCCGUGCCAUCAGCUCCUCCUGCACGGGUACUUGUGACGGGAAUUGUGGGCUGCGGAAAAACGGCGAUAACGCAGCAGUUUAUGACUUCGGAAUACUUAGGGGGAUUUAACACUAGCAUUGAUGGAGAAACUGAAAAGGUUGUGAACGUGCUCCUCAACGGCGAAGAAACCUCCCUGGCAUUUAUCGAACACACGACACAGGAUGACACGGGACAUUCAUUGAAAGAACUUGGGGAAAACAUCACCGCCUUCUUGAUAGUAUACGCAUGUGAUGACAAAGAUUCCUUUGAUCGGGCAGUGGACAUGCUCUACACUUUGAGGAAAAAACAACACAAUGAGGAGAUCAUCAUAUUUGUAGGGAACAAAUCGGACCUUGUGCGUUCAAGAUGCGUCUCAUCCGAUGAGGCCAAAGCUGUGGCAAAGACAUAUGGUUGUAAAUUCAUAGAGACCUCCGUUGUUCUGAAUGUAAAUGUAGACGAACUUCUUGUUGGUAUUGUGAAACAGCUACGCCUUCGAGACGACCUGAAAUCCAAGCGUGAAAAGGUCUCUCCAGGAUGUGCGUCGUCAAGUAAAUCGUUGCUCAGCAAAAUCUUCAAGAAAGAGCCUAUAUCGAAAUCCUGUGAAAAUUUGUAUACUUUGUGAGAGUUGUGUUUUUUUACAAUUGAUUAGCGAGGUUGCAAAACACUUGUACAUGUAUAAGUAUAGUUGCAGUUUGCCGUUAAGUAUUCUGCUAAUUCUUUUUCAACGCGUACGGGUUGGCUGAUGGUCACUCACGACAAUACAAAUCUGAUCGUAAAUGUGAAUAUUUCAAACGACGGAACACCAUUAGUCCAGGACUGAUCACGUGACAAAACUUAUUUUUCCAUAAUUGGUCAUUUAUCUUUAUCCAUUUUUUUCCGAUUCCGAUGAAUAAUUGAAGCAUUUGCCAGACUGUGUUGGCGUCUUGAUAAAUGUUAUAAGGUUGUCGACGUGAUAUAUACGUUACGGGGUUUCUAGGUGACCCGAUAUGUUAUAUACGGGGCUUAGUAAGCUAUAUUCAGUGUAUGAGCUUCACUCUAACCCUAACUGGUUUCCUUUGUCACGCAUAUCACAUACGGGACACCCUCUACCCGCCUAUCCAUACCUGUUUGACUUAUGUUCGUAAUUAUGAAGCAUUUUAAGUGAAUAUUUCAAAUUUGUUAAAGGGUUUUUCAAAGUUGAUUUAACAAAAAAUCUCAGAGGAAGUAAACACCAAAAAUAGGUGAAAUUCAGCAAAGAAAUAAGUUAUUUAAUAUUUAUGCAUUUACAUUUUAUGAAAGGUAAAUUGCACUUGCAAUCAUUUUCAAACGUACAUGUGCGGGUAGCGUUUUGCACCUCUUAAUCAGUGUUUUCAUUUCCUUUGUAUGUGUACAUAUAUAUAAAUACACAAUCUGCUCAAAAGUCUGCAAAGUAAAAUAUUGCCUUCAAUUAAAAAAACAAUGCUUUAUGAAUUUAUAAUGUAGAAUACAGCCGAACCCGUUGGCUUGAACUACCAGGACUGGCAAAACACCUCGAGCAUUCGAGCCAAGCGGAAAUGAUUACCUUCAUAAGAAAGAAAUCCGCCCUUUACAUCCAAUUCGAGCCAUCGAGGAAAUCGUGUCAAGCGAGUUCGAGCCAAGGGGGUUUGAUUUUAUAUUGCAGAUAUUUAACAAUGAGGCACGUCACUAUCACCCAACUGCAUAACACGGGCAAGCGAACUACUUAUUUUAUUUUAAGAUUGCUUGACGAAUAUUGUUGUUCGUUCGGGUAUAUAAAAGUGAAACACGCAAAACUUAAUCCCUAAAAUUAAUGUUUUUAAUAAUUAAAGUAACUUAUUUUUCUAAACAAUGACAAUCAAAGAUAUCACUUGAACGUAAAUGCAUUCUUAGCCGAUGAUUGCAUUAGUUGAAAUACUGACGAUAUAAAUAUAUUUAAGUCUACAUUAAUAGCUUUACUUUCGUUUUAUAUAUUUUACGUGCUCUUAUUCAAAGAGCAUAAAAUGGCGCCUAUGUGUAUCGUUUGCUCAAACUUGCUAUGUAAGAUAUUCUUAUAAAACAAACAUACAUAAACAUACCGAAUAUGUAUUAAACUGACCCUUGCAUGUUUUCAAAAGUCAAGUAACUUUGUCAGUGUACGAGUAAACACUUCUACCUAUAGAAAGCAUGCUACAUGCGUUCUCUGCAGGCUCGCUCUAGGGCUUUCAAUUUGUACAAAGUGUCUGAUUUUAAGGAAAAAAUGUGUGGAAUUGUAAAAUAUUCAUAUAUUGACAUUGUGAUCCUUUCUUGUAUACAUAUAAAGACUAUUGAUAUUUGAAUAUAAUCUAUUCAAUUUUAUAAUAUUUUAUAUUUUGUCUUGUUCUUUUAAAGAGUUUUGUCUUAAAGUGUAUAAUUUGAAAACAUACACAUAAACAACUCACGAUGAAAAAUCCUUGUUAGAUGUAAAGAAAUAAGUUACGUUGAAAAACAAUACAUAUGUGUGGAUUUAUUUUUUAAAAGGAAUCCUUUUAUACGGAUAUUGACUAACAUACAUACAAAUUGUUUGAUAAAAAAUAUCUCAAUAUAUUAACCCUUGUUUUAAAUGAAUUAAUAAAUUCCUUCUGUCAGAUUAGUAGGUUUUCGUGAGAUGCCAGCAGGAACGACUCUCUUCAAAAGGGUACGGCAAAUCUAACUUGUAAAUAUUUACAUUCCUAUUGCGUCUCCUAAGAUGAACGCAUAUUAUUUCGUUUGCUUUCUAUCACGAAGAAUGCUACAUCUACGGAAUACCUCUCAUUGUACAAAACCGGCGCUUCUUAUUGGUUUAUAAACAGCGCUUGUUACUGGUUAAAGAAACGACACUUGUCAUUGGUUAAAGAAACGACGUCAUUGGAUAAAUGGCGUUCUAUUUUAAUAAAUAUAUGUGAUUAUAAUGAAAGAAGUGACGUCAAUGAAGAUGCCGCAGAUUAAACAACCGAAUUAAUACUAUGUUCAAUACACGUUUAAGCGUUAUUUUCCAUGGCUAUGGUUGAAAUAUCACAGAGAAAAAUUGCAAAUAACGAAUGCAAAUAACAACACGGAAUAUGUUAGAAUUGUGGUUUAUUUUUGUAUAAAACAUAUUUUAAUGGUCAUGGCAUGGAUACUUUUAUACCAACUUUUGUUUACACCGAUGAAAGGCAGAACUGAAACAUUCAACCAAUGAUUAGUCAGUAAUACAAACAUUGUCCUUUCACCAGUUCUGUAAAGAAGGGGCUACAAUUGAUAACUCUGAAUUAUUUACUUUUACUGUCGUUGUCUGCGAUUUGACUUGGACUGCCGAUACGCCUACAAGAAGGGGAACUCUAUGAAUUUAGUCAGCUUUAUGAGGAUGUGUUUGACAAUCGUCUUACUGUUAGUUUUGUAUGUGCCUUUGCGUAUAUAUGUCUUAAAAAGUAUAUGAAAGAUAUGAAUGCGUAUCAAACAUAAGUAUUGAUAACAUUUUAUUCUAUUUUUGUUAUUAAAUGUGUUUUAAUAUUGAAGGCAUAAA